Molecule: messenger RNA, 306 nt
Organism: Tetranychus urticae (two-spotted spider mite)
Lineage: Eukaryota; Metazoa; Arthropoda; Arachnida; Trombidiformes; Tetranychidae
Source: RefSeq, a predicted model, not a curated record
AUGGCUGUAAAAAAUUUGAAUCUUGAGCUGGGUCCAGAAGGUGUUCGCAUCAACAAUGCCAGCACCGAAACUGCUAUGUUGAGCAAGGGAAUCGAAGAUUUGAUGCCACUUAUAAGGAAACGAGUCGCUGAAACUUAUCCUCUUGGAAGAAUCGGUGAAUCUGAAGACGUUUCCAAUGCAAUAGUCUUUCUUGCCUCUGAUAUGGCAUCUUUCAUCAGUGGUUCCUGUUUACCUGUAGAUGGUGGAUCACUUGAUGGAUCCUACACUCACACUCCACCAGAUAUCAUGAAAAUGAUUUGUAAAUAG